AUGGCGUGGAGCUCUUUUCAUUGUUCGUUUCUUUUAGUCAUACCCAAUAUUCCUGCCAAUGCCAAAUGGGCACAGAAUGGCGUAACUGUCGCUGGAAGUUACGGGAAAGGCAAUGACACAAAUCAACUGUACGGAUUUUACUGUCUCUUCGUUGACGAUGAUCAAACGGUGGGCAUCGCUGACUACGUGAAUAAUCGUAUCAUCCAAUGGAAAAAAGAUGACACGAAUGGACAAGUCGUUGCCGGUGGGAAUGGCAAAGGAAGUGGAUUGAAUCAAUUGAAUGGUCCAAUGCAUGUGUUGAUCGACAAAGAGACGGAUAGUCUCAUUAUUUGUGAUAGCUGGAAUCGACGAGUCGUACGAUGGUCCCGUCGUAGCGGCACAACUCAAGGAGAAAUCCUUGUUGGCAACAUCAGGUGUUAUGGAUUGGCUAUGGACGAUCAGAGAUAUCUCUACUUCUCUGGCAAGCACAAAGAUGAAGUAAGACGAUAUCAACUAGGAGACAAUACUGGAACUCUCGUUGCUGGUGACAAUGGCGAAGGCACUGGUCUUAACCAGCUCAACACUUCAACCUAUCUCUUUGUUGAUCAACAACAGACUGUAUACGUGUCAGAUUGGGACAAUCAUCGUGUGAUUAAAUGGAGUAAAGGUGCAACAGAAGGCAUAGUCGUCGCUGGAGGUCAAGGCACAGGGAAUGCUCUGACACAAUUGUCGUAUCCUCAAGGACUGUUCGUCGAUACGUUGGGUACUGUCUAUGUGGCAGAGCAGGGAAACAAUCGAGUGACGCGUUGGCCUCAAGGAGCGACACAAGGCACCGUGAUUGUAGGUGGAAAUGGCGCGGGAGCAGGAGCAAAUCAGUUCUGGGCACCCAUGUGUUUGUCCUUCGAUCGAUAUGGCAAUCUCUAUGUCGUCGAUUAUUACAAUAAACGUGUUCAACGAUUUUCUCUCGAAGGUGAGUUCCGCUGUGCUGUGUGA
This is a messenger RNA of Rotaria socialis, 972 nucleotides long. The record is from the annotation of a GenBank genome assembly. NCBI's taxonomy places the organism in Eukaryota, Metazoa, Rotifera, Eurotatoria, Philodinida, Philodinidae.